Molecule: messenger RNA, 1200 nt
Organism: Aureobasidium uvarum
Lineage: Eukaryota; Fungi; Ascomycota; Dothideomycetes; Dothideales; Saccotheciaceae
Source: the annotation of a GenBank genome assembly
AUGUCGCAAAAGUCAAUGACUUCGAGAAUUGCCAUUCUGGGCUCUGGAGAGGUCGGCUCCACAAUCGCCUACUCGCUGAUCUUGAACCCUGUGGCCGGAGAGAUUCUACUUGUCGAUCCCAAGGAGGAGGUUCGUGAUGCUCAGGUGCAAGAUCUUUCUGAUGCCACUUUCCAUGGCAACACGAGUACGCAAGUACGUGCUGGCACGCACAAGGAAGCUGGACAAUGUGAUAUCGUCGUCAUCACUGCAGGAGCAGCACAGAAGAAAGGAGAGAGCCGUACCGACCUUGUCGGCCGUAACCUCAAGAUCUUGAGCUCGGCUAUUGAUGACAUGAAGCCUUUCCGUGAGGAUACUAUUAUUGUCCUGGUCUCGAACCCUGUGGAUAUCUUGACCUACUUUGCUCAAAAAUUCUCUGGACUCCCCAAGCACCAAGUCAUUGGCAGCGGUACCUUCCUCGAUAGUGCACGUCUGCGCGGUAUCCUUGCGCAAAAGUGCGGUGUUGCAGCUAGCUCUAUUGACGCCUAUGUGCUGGGCGAGCACGGUGAUUCGCAGAUGGUAAUCGGCGGUGUACCGCUCGAACUUGCUCUUCCGGAUGCCUCUAUCGACAAGGCUGCCAUCGCAGAGGACACCAAGAAGAAGGCGGCUGCCAUCAUGGAGUCCAAGGGUGCCACAGCUUAUGGUAUCGGCGGCGUGACUUCAUCCAUCUGCAAGUCGAUUCUGUUCGACCAAUGCAACAUCAGACCCAUCAGUCACUACCAGGACGACAUGAACGUCUGUCUCUCAAUGCCAGUGAUAAUUGGCAGAAAAGGCAUUGUUAGACAGAUCCCAUUGAAGUUGAACGAUGGCGAGAAGAAGGAGCUCGAGCAGAGUGCAAAGAGCUUGAGAGAGAUUAUCGAUGAUGUGGAGAAGGAGCAGUCCAAGGAAGAUGGAUUGAUUGACCCGACACAGCACUAUCAGUACCUCCUCCGUUGUCCGCAUGUUCCGCCCGAUACACCGUCCACUUUUGUCAGCAAGUCAUGCGGCUAUGACAGCUGCACAACCAUCCAACAGCAGUUCGACUCUGCUCACACCCGCCAUUGGGUCUCUCACUAUGGCCAGGAUAUGUAUCUUGACCACUCGACCCCGUACAAGGAUCACACUUGUAUGGAUGGCUGGCGUGAUGGCAGGACUUUCUGGCGCAAUAUCACCGAUCUUCCUUAA